CCUCUGCUUCACUUGUAUCGCUCCUGCUCGUUCGCGCUUCGCUCGCCCUCGGUCGCGCUCGACUGCUCCUUGUUACUUCGCUCUCCCUCGCUCCUGAUCGACUGCACCUUGUUGCUUCGCUCGCCUUCUUCGAUCAUCGCAUCUCUCCGCAGCAAUUGAAGAUCAAGGAAGCAGUUGAUGUACUGAGGCCUCGCUUGACUAGUUCGAUUAGUGCCGUUGAUGCAAUUCAAGAGUUGGAAGACAUAAGGAAGUUGGUGUCUUUCUAGGUUUUAUAUGUUCUGUUCUCUCCCUCUCUCUCCUCUGGUCUGUGUCAAAUUCUGGUGAGCCAUGAGGAAGCUCAAGUUCCACGAGAAGAAGCUGUUGAAGAAGGUCAACUUUCUGGAAUGGAAGAGAGAAGGCGGCCACAGGGAAGCUCAGGUUAUGCGACGCUAUCACGUCACUGGUCGGGACGAUUACAAGAAGUACUCGAGCUUGUGCAGAAUGGUGCAGAAGCUGGUUAACAUACUGAAGCAGAUGGACCCGAGAGACCCUUUUCGUGUUGAGAUGACCGACUCGCUUCUGGAGAAGUUGUACAACAUGGGGGUAAUACCGACACGGAAAAGCUUGGCAUUGUGUGAUCAUUUAUCAGUUUCAUCCUUUUGUGGACGGAGGCUUUCGACGGUGCUCGUGCGUUUGAAGUUUGCAGAGCACCUGAAGGAAGCAGUUACAUAUAUCGAGCAAGGUCACAUCCGAGUUGGUCCUGAAACGGUUACAGAUCCAGCAUUCCUCGUGACGAGGAAUAUGGAAGAUUUCGUGACGUGGGUAGAUACCUCAAAGAUAAAGAGAAAGGUCCUCCAGUACAACGAGAAGUUAGACGACUACGAUGCAAUGAACUGCUAGGCCGUGUGAUGGAGGCUCUGUGUUUGCAUACAGUUAGCCAGCUCACACUGACAUUCAUGCUGCAUUCACAGGUUCAUAUUCGAAAUCCGGAUGGCUUGCUUUGCGUUGUUUAGAUGUUACGGGGAGUUGGGAAACAAAAUGGAAAAGGAGUAGUCAUCAUAAGCUCGAACUAGUUUUUGUUACUCAUUUCUCGAUGGCCAAGUUCACGGUAGGCAAAUAAGUUUCUGCUGCAUUGAAGUUACAUGUUUGUGAGUGGAUUCAUGGAUUGAACACCUUUGCUGGAAACGCAUGCUGGAAACAA
Molecule: messenger RNA, 1180 nt
Organism: Rhodamnia argentea
Lineage: Eukaryota; Viridiplantae; Streptophyta; Magnoliopsida; Myrtales; Myrtaceae
Product: U3 small nucleolar ribonucleoprotein protein IMP3-like
Exons: 5
Coding region: 328-879 (183 amino acids)
Biological process (GO): rRNA processing
Cellular component (GO): small ribosomal subunit; small-subunit processome; Mpp10 complex
Molecular function (GO): snoRNA binding; rRNA binding; structural constituent of ribosome
Source: RefSeq, a predicted model, not a curated record